CUUCUUAACAGGAGAGAACUGGAGAAGUUUGUGUGCAGUGGCGAGACCGUCCCAUCCCGAGACAGAGCUGCGUCCCUCUUGUUUCUUACUGAACUGGAUUCCCGCAAUCCCCCGCACUUCCAGCUACCAAUGUAUAGCAUGCUGGACACUGAUAUCAAGAGCCCGGUGCAGCAAGGCAAUGCGCAGACCGGGGGAGCCGGCGCUCCGGGGGGCAAAGGCAACGCCGCCAGCCAGGACCAGGACCGGGUGAAGCGACCCAUGAACGCCUUCAUGGUAUGGUCCAGGGGGCAGAGGCGGAAGAUGGCCCAGGAGAACCCCAAAAUGCACAACUCUGAGAUCAGCAAGAGGCUGGGGGCCGAUUGGAAGCUUCUGAGCGACACCGAGAAAAGACCUUUCAUAGAUGAGGCCAAGAGGCUCAGAGCUGUCCAUAUGAAGGACUACCCGGAUUACAAGUACAGACCAAGGAGGAAGACCAAGACCCUCCUGAAGAAGGACAAGUACUCUUUGCCUGGCAACCUUCUGGCACCAGGUGUGAGCCCAGUCUCCAGCUCGGUUGGAGUGGGUCAGAGGAUAGACACUUAUGCCCACAUGAAUGGCUGGACUAAUGGGGCUUACUCUCUGAUGCAGGACCAGCUUGGCUACUCGCAACAUCCAGGGAUGAACAGCCCCCAGCUCCAACAGAUGCACAGGUACGACAUGAGCAGCCUGCAAUACAACCCAAUGAUGUCCUCAGCUCAGACCUAUAUGAAUGCAGCUUCUACCUACAGCAUGUCACCAGCCUACAACCAGCAAACCUCCACCGUCAUGAGCCUGGGCUCCAUGGGCUCAGUGGUUAAAUCAGAGCCCAGUUCCCCUCCACCUGCCAUCACCUCUCACACUCAGAGAGCCUGCUUAGGAGAUCUGAGAGAUAUGAUCAGCAUGUACCUGCCACCAGGUGGGGAUGGCAGCGAUCCAUCCUCCCUCCAGAACAGCAGAUUACACAGUGUCCACCAACACUACCAAAGUGCAGGGACUGGGGUCAAUGGCACUGUACCACUAACGCACAUUUAAAAGACACUUCUCCACUUUAAAUCGGACGCUUUUGCUUGCGUGACAAGCAUAUCAGAAUGCAGAAAACUUGAGGACAAGGAAUCAAAAGGGUGUGUUUUUUUUUUUUGUACAAAGUUUGCGCAAACUUUUAGAGCACA
Messenger RNA from Nanorana parkeri, 1187 nucleotides. RefSeq names its product SRY-box 30 (gene SOX30). The record is from RefSeq and is a predicted model, not a curated record. Bases 130 to 1050 code for a protein of 306 amino acids. NCBI's taxonomy places the organism in Eukaryota, Metazoa, Chordata, Amphibia, Anura, Dicroglossidae. The transcript has a single exon. Gene Ontology annotation, biological process: cell differentiation; anatomical structure morphogenesis; regulation of DNA-templated transcription. Gene Ontology annotation, molecular function: RNA polymerase II cis-regulatory region sequence-specific DNA binding; DNA-binding transcription factor activity, RNA polymerase II-specific.